AUGACCACGGUACCUGUCAUCGGCGCCUCUGGCAAGGUAGGCGCGCAAGUUGUUCAGGAGCUUGAUGCCAAUCACGAAGGCAUCCACGUACGUUUAGCGACUAGCCGCGCCGAGACCGCUGAACAGUGGCGCCAACAAGGACGACAAGCCGUCAUUCUCAAUCUCGACGACCCGAACACAUUACCAUCAGCAUUGCAAGGUAUCGACAGGCUCUUUAUGGUUACUGGCUACACGGUAGACAUGCUGUACCAAAGCAAGAUGCUUAUCGAUGCGGCCGCAGCUGCUGGCGUUAUAAUAGUAUAG
Messenger RNA from Alternaria arborescens, 303 nucleotides. RefSeq lists its product as hypothetical. The transcript has a single exon. Lineage: Eukaryota; Fungi; Ascomycota; Dothideomycetes; Pleosporales; Pleosporaceae. The coding region runs from base 1 to 303 and encodes 100 amino acids. The record is from RefSeq and is a predicted model, not a curated record.